AUGGCGACCCAAGAAGCCCCCGUUCCUCUGACGGCGCUGUCACGCUGGUACCUUUACGCCAUCCAUGGUUACUUCUGCGAGGUCAUGUUCACGGCCGCCUGGGAGUUUGUGGUCAACUGCAACUGGAAAUUCCCCGGCGUGACCAGCGUGUGGGCGCUCUUCAUCUACGGCACCUGCAUCCUCAUUGUGGAGCAAAUGUACCUGACACUGCGCGGCCGCUGCUCCGUGCUGCUGCGCUGCAUCAUCUAUACACUAUGGACGUACCUAUGGGAGUUUGGCACAGGGUUGCUGUUGCGCCAGUUCAACGCAUGUCCCUGGGACUACUCAGAGUUCCGCUACAACUUCAUGGGACUCAUCACGGCCGAGUACGCCGUGCCUUGGUUCUGUGCCUCCUUCAUCGUGGAGCGCCUGGUCAUCCGCAAAACUCUGCGGCUGCGCUUCCAUGAGGGACCCAAGGAUGGCUGGUCAAACCAUCCUUCGGAUGCAGGGGGUGGAGAUGAAGGAGGGGUGGGAGAAAAUUUGGGGGCUGGGAGAAGGAGAGAGAGGAGCAGAGGGACUGGGAAUAGUUCUAAUGGCUACCUUAAAGGGGAAUGA
Messenger RNA from Scomber japonicus (chub mackerel), 594 nucleotides. It is a transcript of the gene tmem229b, whose product is annotated as transmembrane protein 229B. The transcript has a single exon. Lineage: Eukaryota; Metazoa; Chordata; Actinopteri; Scombriformes; Scombridae. The record is from RefSeq and is a predicted model, not a curated record. Bases 1 to 594 code for a protein of 197 amino acids.